This is a messenger RNA of Danio rerio (zebrafish), 1199 nucleotides long. It is a transcript of the gene rltgr, whose product is annotated as RAMP-like triterpene glycoside receptor. NCBI's taxonomy places the organism in Eukaryota, Metazoa, Chordata, Actinopteri, Cypriniformes, Danionidae. Gene Ontology annotation, biological process: monoatomic ion transmembrane transport. The record is from RefSeq and is marked provisional.
CCCUAGUUUAAACAAUUAUGUAGCAACAGUGUGUGAAUAUACAAAGCCUCUAAUGGAAAACAAAAUACUAUAUUUUUUAUAAUCAAACUUCAUAAAAACAGUCUACAGAAACACUUUGAUCGACAUUCCCACGUGCCCAUUGGUGACGAUCUCUUCCUCAUUAGCAUAGACAGCCCUGAGUGAGUAGCAGCCAUCCUCCUCUUGAGUUUUACGAUGCACAAAUGAACACUAUAAUCUCCACAGACAACCUCUUUCUGAGCCACUUCUUUUGAUAUUUUCAGUUUUUAACUGAUAACCUGGUUUGAAUCUGCCACUAUGCUGACGCACAGGCAUUUGUGGCUCCGCCUUCUUUUAAAUAAAGGUGUGGGAGCACAAUCUCAUUCGAAUUCAAUGCGACAGUCACCAAAACAGCACAAUUUGGAUCAAAGCCUAAAAGAGGCAGUUUCAAAGAGUAUAAUUAAUUUGUGCGGUAUUUUGAGCUGAAACUUUACACAGUACUCUAGGGACACCGGAGACUUAUAUUACAUUAAUAUUAAAAGAAGCAUAAUAGGUCUCCUUUAAAACACUAAGUAAUAUUCCAUUGUGCUACGUGAAACAUACUUUUUUCCCCAGACAAUUACAUUAGUAAGCUUUGGUAUUAGGUUGUAUUUAAAGUGGUUUGUUUUGUUUUUUUUGUGUUGGUUUUCUUUCAGUAUUUCCAUUUAAGUACAGACCGUUUUAACAGAUGAAACCCUUUCAGAGUUUUUAUGUAUCUGGACAUUAUAGAUAUGGUUGAGACUUGUUUAUUUAGUAGUUUUGCUAUAUUUUCUAAGAUAUUUCCAGGAUUGCUACUAAUAUUUUCCCCACAUCAUGCAUUUUGUAUUUGGGGAAACAUGAGAGCAUUGUUAAAAUACACAUGGACACAUUUUUUUGUUAAAUAUGAAGAUGCCUUAAAGGUGACAGUAUUAAAGUUUGUGAAGCACUUAGAACUUAUUUUUAUACCUGAAUUCCAACUCUGUUUGUAUGAACUUUGUUUUUCGAUCACAGACUGUUUGAAAUAAUUUAUUGUCAGUGAUUGGCAAGGGAACUUGAGGGUGAACUGGACGGCAUCGUCAGGACAAAAAUAAGCUGAGAGCUUCAUAGUGCUACAGAGUGGUGAAGAGUUGUGAAAAUGUGAUUAUGGUAAAUCAACUAACCAUCAAUAAAUCAAAUUUACUUGU